GAGCCUCCGCCGGGAGCCGCGCCGGUGCCGCUUCGGCCCGUACGGCCCGGAGGAGCUGGGCAGCUGCACCCUGCGCUUUGCUGUCUACACCAGGUCACGGAGCCUCCAGGAUUCCUUCGUGGGCGAGGUCCUGUUCCCCUGCGCCGAGGCCUCCUGGGACCCCCGCGCCCCCUCCAGCUACUCCUGGGAGCUGGCAAGCACCAAAACCAAGCUCAGUCCCAGGUGGUUUCACAGUGUCUCCUGCUCUCUCCUCCCGUUCCAGCACCGCGGUGCCCACACCCUGAGCUGCAGCACCUUCUCCUCGGUCCCCAGACGCCUGGGCCGGCUCCUCCUGCUGCUGCAGCACCAGGCUCAGGCGGGGCGCAUCAAGGUGCUGCUGCGCAAGGCAGAGGCGCUGGGCCGGCUCUCCCGCCUGCCGGGAGCCCCAGGCCACUACGUCAUCGUCCAUCUCCACCACGACGGCCACAUCAUCGACACCAAGGAGACCAAGCCCGCCAGUGGCUACAACCCCGUGUGGAACGCGCCCUUCCUCUUCAGCAUCCCCGCCGGGGACAUCCAGCAGCAGGAGCUGGCCUUGGAGUUCAUUGUCAUGCAGGCUCGGCUCCACACCCGCGGCUCCAUGCUGGGCCGUGUCCAGGUGGGGCCAGGUGCCCUUGGGACCGGGAUGCCGCACUGGAGGGACAUGUGCAGCCAGGCACCGCUGGAGUCGGAGCGUUGGCAUUGCAUCCAGCCCCCUGCACCCGGCCCUUGAUCCUGCGGGAAGGACUCGGGACUGAGCCAGGGGGGCUCCGAGCUGUGGAGAGGGGAUGUGGCACCCACACACCAGCGGGGGAGAAGCCCUGGCUCCAUCUCUGGGGCUGGAGAUCACUGGUGGUCGGCCCAUCCUGAACAUCUACAGAGGGGACUGAGCCCAUCUGAAGUGGGAGAGGAGAGGAGGAGAGGAGCUUUGUCUGCUCUGUCCCCUGUCUGCUCC
Molecule: messenger RNA, 973 nt
Organism: Cyanistes caeruleus (blue tit)
Lineage: Eukaryota; Metazoa; Chordata; Aves; Passeriformes; Paridae
Source: RefSeq, a predicted model, not a curated record